Lepisosteus oculatus (spotted gar) is the source of this 1909-nucleotide messenger RNA. RefSeq names its product odorant receptor 131-2-like. NCBI's taxonomy places the organism in Eukaryota, Metazoa, Chordata, Actinopteri, Semionotiformes, Lepisosteidae. Gene Ontology annotation, molecular function: odorant binding; G protein-coupled receptor activity; olfactory receptor activity. Gene Ontology annotation, cellular component: membrane. The record is from RefSeq and is a predicted model, not a curated record. Gene Ontology annotation, biological process: detection of chemical stimulus involved in sensory perception of smell; G protein-coupled receptor signaling pathway.
CCACAGAGUGAGUUGUCAGCUCUUCUCGUUGAUUGCAGCUGGAUGAACUGAAAGGGAAACUUCCUAUGGAGCUGACAAAUAUUUCAUUAGUGAACAACUUCGUGCACCAACAAGAAAUCAGGAUAGAAAUUAACUGGGUGGUUGGAAUAAAAGGGACUCUAGCUGUGUCAGCAUGUUUUUUCUUCAUCUAUGUGAACGGCAUCAUGCUGUUCACCCUGAGGAGCAAAAGCACCUUCAGAGAGUCUUCCCGCUACAUCCUGUUUGCCCACAUGCUCUUCAACGACUCCGUCCAGCUGCUGACCAGUGUCCUGCUGUACAUCUUUGCAACAGCGUAUCUGUACCUAGUUACGGCCGUGUGUACCAUUAUUUUGUUCAUAUCCAGUACCACUCUUAAAAACUCCCCACUGAACCUUGCUCUCAUGUCUCUUGAGCGCUACAUAGCCAUCUGCUUCCCUCUGAGACACAGUGAAAUAGCGACUCCUAAACGGACUUGCAUUGCCAUAGGGAUAAUUUGGAUUCUUGGCUCUAUAAACCCCAUAAUAGACGUAUUGGUUCUGCUAAAAACUGAGCCCACACUUUUCCUAAUUCCUAUGUUUUGCACACGUGAAAAGCUGUUCAUGUCUAAAUGGCAGGCAGACAUGUAUCAAGGAUUCAACACUUUCUAUUUUGUAGCAGUGGGAGUCAUUCUCCUUUACACGUAUGUGGCAAUAAUGUUGGAGGCCAGGUCAGUCUCCUCUGACAGAGCUUCAGCAACAAAGGCCAGGAAUACAGUGCUGCUGCACGCAGUUCAGCUGGGUCUGUGCCUCACUUCCUCCUUGUAUGGUGUGAUAGAGGCCUUGUUAGCAAGGAUGACUGUGUCUGUCUACAUUCACCUGCGGUACCUCAACUUUGUGGUUCUUCUCAUCCUUCCCAGAUGUUUAAGUCCACUUAUAUACGGUCUGAGAGACGAGAGCUUUCGUCCACUUUUUAAAUAUUAUUUUAUGUGUGGUUCUAAGAAAGUAAAACCUGUUUUGGUUAAAUUUUAAAAUAAAAUUCCAAAUGUUAGGCCUUUAGUUUAAUUUUAAUUUAAAUGGAACAAAAAGUUAACAAUAAUAAUCCAAAACAUUUGGAUUUAUCUUGAACUUAGUCUAACUGAGUUUCACAUUUUCUGAUUGGUGUGUUCUGCCUUUAACUAGAAAAAGGUUAGUGCAGGUUAAGUUUCUCAUCAUUAUAUUGGUAGAAAAUGCAGAACUAAAUUGCUAGAAAUAAUGCAAUUAAAACAGUUUUUACUCAGUUUGUAAAAAAUGUUCAGGUGAAGAAAAAACACAUUUUAAAAACUGAAAUAAUAUUUGCUGUUAUUUUUGUUUCAAAUUAAUACCUGGUGGUUUUUACAAACAUGUAUUAAUUAUACAUGCAACCUGAGAAAACAGACAUCCAUCCAUUUUCUAAUGAAGCAAGAGCCUUUUAUGGCAAGCAACGGGCACAAGGCAGGAUACCCCCCUGGAAAGAAAGUUUAAGUUUUUACCAAGAAAGCUGUAAGGAACAUGAAGUUUUGAAAAACGUUCUUACUUUUUUUAUUUGUUUUUAAUACAAAUGUACUGUUGCCAAAACUGUUCUUAAAUUUCUAAAUGUAGAAAAUUCAAAUAGAAACUUAAAAUUUCACGGAUGCUGAAGGUGAGAUCAUCAUGCUUCCUGGAUCUUACAACUUAUACUGUAUAUAUAUUUAUAACCUUCAGAUAAGCCUUCCUUUAAACAAUGGCUAGAUAAGACCAUUAGAUCUACUGUGUGUCAACUAUCUACUAGCAACCAACAAUCCAGAUGGGUCUAACAGCCUCCUUUCAUUUCUAACCUUUCCUCUGUUCUUCUAGUCAAAACAAUGCUAAACCAACACCAAAUUUGUAGUAUUAUUAAAUAUAUACCAUUGCUUGUA